GGCGGCUUCCGGCGGGGUGACCUGGGCGCGCUGGCCUCGCCGGGACCGGGAGCCGGAAGGAGACUAUAUUCAGGAACUUGGAAGCACUGCCAGUAUGUCUGAUGUUCAAGAAGCCACUAACCAGCUCCUAGAUGUGAACCUUCAUGAGAACCAGAGGUCUGUACAAGUGACAGAAAGUGGCCUCAGAAGUGAGUCUGAACAUCUCCAAGUCACUAUUGGAGCCACUGUGCCUACUGGUUUUGAGCAAACAGCUGCAGAUGAAGUGAGAGAGAAAUUGGGGUCAUCGUGCAAAAUCAGCAAAGACCGGGGCAAGAUAUAUUUUGACAUUUCAGUGGAAAGUCUGGCUCAGGUUCACUGUCUGAGAUCAGUUGAUAACUUAUUUGUGGUUGUUCAGGAGUUUAAGGAUUACCAGUUCAAAGAAACAAAGGAAGAAGUUCUAAAGGAUUUUGAGGACUUGGCUGGGAAGCUUCCAUGGUCAGACCCUUUAAAAAUAUGGAAAAUUAACACUUGUUUCAAGAAAAAAAAAACAAAGCACAAAAAGAUAAAUCAGAAUUCAAGUAAAGAGAAGAUUGAAAGUGGACGAGGAGACAAAACAGAUGAGAGAGAUAUCAAAAAAGAGUUCACUAACAAUGUCUUAGAUUCACAGAUCUUAGACUAUUAUGAAAAUCCAGCCAUCAAAGAAGAGAUAUCAGCAUUAGUAGGUGAUGAUUUGACAUCUUGCAAAGAUGAGACUGAGGAAAGCUCAAAAGAAGAAACUGAUCCUGAAGUGCUGAAGUUUAGAGUCACAUGCAACAGGGCAGGAGAGAAACAUUGCUUUUCCUCAAAUGAGGCGGCAAGAGAUUUUGGGGGUGCUGUUCAAGAUUAUUUUAAGUGGAAGGCUGACAUGACCAACUUUGAUGUGGAGGUUCUUUUGAAUAUCCAUGAUAAUGAAAUUGUCGUGGGCAUUGCAUUGACAGAAGAGAGUCUCCACCGAAGAAAUAUCACACAUUUUGGACCCACAACUCUUAGAUCUACUCUUGCCUAUGGGAUGCUCAGGCUCUGUGCUCCUCAGCCUACUGAUAUAAUAGUUGAUCCGAUGUGUGGAACAGGGGCAAUAUCGAUUGAGGGGGCUACAGAAUGGUCUAACUGUUAUCACAUUGCUGGUGAUAAUAAUCCGUUGGCUGUGAAUAGAGCAGCAAAUAACAUCUCAUCUUUAUUGACCAAGAGCCAAGUCAAAGAAGGCAAACUGUCCUGGGGCUUGCCCAUAGAUACUAUUCAGUGGGAUAUCUGCAACUUGCCACUAAGAACUGGCUCUGUGGACAUUAUUGUAACAGACAUGCCAUUUGGAAAAAGGAUGGGCUCCAAGAAGAGAAACUGGAACCUUUAUCCAGCUUGCCUACAGGAGAUGAGCCGUGUCUGCAGGCCAGGGACAGGCCAAGCUGUACUACUGACCCAGGACAAGAAAUGCUUUACUAAGGCAUUAUCUGGAAUGGGACACCUAUGGCGGAAGGUACAUACCGUCUGGGUCAACAUAGGGGGUCUUCAUGCUGCAGUUUAUCUUCUGAAACGUACACCUCAAACUUUUGUUCCUUCAGAACAAGAUGGAGAAAGACCUCCUUGGUAAUGCAAAGACUGAAGACGAUUAGUAGUGCGGCCAGUGCUUCCUGACAGUGGAAAUGUCAGCAUGAAGAACUUGCUUUGAGAGAAAAAUAGUACUAAUAAAAGUGAAGUUUGGUAUAAAUCUCUUCACCCUAGAUAGCAAAAGGUGUGAAUAGAAUGGAACAAGCCUUAAGAGAAAGCAGAGCUUUUCUUUGGAGCUGUUGUAGUUGGGCAAUUAGUACUUUUCUUAAAAUGCUUUAAAGAUGCGAAGCCUACUAAAAUACUCUGGGAUUCGGGUUUAGAACAUUUUAUUUUCAGGCUUUAUAGCAGUUCCUGUUUUCCAUUGUAGCAGGUAGAAAGCUACCCUGGCGUAAGGGAAAGGCAGAGAGCACAAUCAGAUCAUGAGGUUACAUUUCAUUGCCUCUGCAGCAUUGUUAUUUAGUUGCUCAAGUUCUUCACCUCAACUUUAAAAAAUGAAGAUUACACUUUGUAAAAGUGUUUGCCCCGUGACAAGAUGAAAUCUCACGAGACCUACAGAAAAGUUUACUAUCUGCUUUAAAAAUUACAAUAUGCAUGUUAUUCAGAUAAAUAGAUAGAACUAAAUAGACAUUUCUAUUUGUAAACAGCAGUGAUUACACUGGUAGAUGAAGUAUGGGACCAACAAGCCAUAUUUAAAGAAAUUUUAUUUUUCUUUCAGUACACAAAGGUGGUGAUGCUUUUCAAAGUCAAACAUAAACCUGUCAAAGUAUUUUUGUUGGCUUCUCUAAAGGACUAGAGAACAAACUGAUAUAUCUUUGAAUUAAAAACUGUGUAAGUUC
Balaenoptera musculus (blue whale) is the source of this 2396-nucleotide messenger RNA. It is a transcript of the gene THUMPD3, whose product is annotated as THUMP domain containing 3. NCBI's taxonomy places the organism in Eukaryota, Metazoa, Chordata, Mammalia, Artiodactyla, Balaenopteridae. Gene Ontology annotation, biological process: tRNA methylation. Gene Ontology annotation, molecular function: RNA binding; tRNA (guanine) methyltransferase activity. The record is from RefSeq and is a predicted model, not a curated record.